This is a messenger RNA of Pezoporus occidentalis (night parrot), 1706 nucleotides long. Its product is annotated as olfactory receptor 5AP2-like. Gene Ontology annotation, biological process: G protein-coupled receptor signaling pathway; sensory perception of smell. Bases 705 to 1682 code for a protein of 325 amino acids. Gene Ontology annotation, cellular component: membrane. The record is from RefSeq and is a predicted model, not a curated record. The transcript has 2 exons. Lineage: Eukaryota; Metazoa; Chordata; Aves; Psittaciformes; Psittacidae. Gene Ontology annotation, molecular function: G protein-coupled receptor activity; olfactory receptor activity; odorant binding.
GAUAAAGGCCUAGUAGUUCAGCCUGGGACAAUUCCUCCCUGCCUCAACAUGCCAGUUUUUCACCCUUGAAUUCAGUGGAAGUCCAGAGGCACCAGCUCAGCUGUUGGACAUCCAGACACUACAUGCGGGUAACCCCACUGGGGCUGGAAAACUGGGUUCACCCUCCACAGAGGGACAUCAGCAGCUCCAGAGAUGGAGUCACUUGUUCUUCAUGUCCCAUUUGAGGACCGUGUGCAAGAUCUGGAAUGUCUCCAAACCCAUUUUCAUUGUGUCAGUAUGGUCAGACCAAAACAUUUGCAUGGUCCACAAGUAUGUCAGAAGCAUCCUAUGAGCUGCUCAUCACUGCUGCUGUGCAGCUGUGCUCAGGCAUGGCUCACCCACUCCAUGUCUCUCAGAUGCCCAAGCACCACAAUGCCUUUCAGAGGUGAUUUCACACCCUUUGCUUUUCCUUCUCUUUGUUUUCCUGUGGUAAAUCAUGAGCAGCCCUGGAGGCUUCCUCCCAGGAGAGCACAUGCAACUGUAUUUACAGCCCCAGCACCACAAGCUGGGCUCUUGGAGUCUGGCAGGAGCUCCCCUCUCUUCACAUCAGGUGCUUAACAGAGCUGAUGCCGGCACGUAGAUGUUCUCUGCUGCGUUGGGGAUAAAUCCUUGGCUCCCAUCACUCGGUGGCAGAGGGAAGGCACAGGAGCAGGGACCACCUGGUCAUGGGAGGAAAUCACACCCAGACUAAAUUCAUCCUGUUGGGAAUUACAGACAACCCAUAUGCACAGACUCCUCUUUUUGUCUUGUUUCUAUUGAUUUACAUUGUCACUUUGGUGGGGAACGUUGGCAUUGUCACAUUGGUGCGGGUGUCUCCCAGCCUCCACACCCCCAUGUACUUCUUCCUCACCCAUUUUGCCUUCACUGACAUCUGCUAUUCCACAGUCAUCUCCCCCAGGAUGCUGGCAGACCUGUUAUCAGAGGACAAAACCAUUUCUUUCACUGCCUGCAUGAUGCAGUUCCUCACCUUUGCUUUUUUUAGUACUAUUGAGUGUCACCUCCUGGCCAUGAUGGCCUACGACCGGCACGUUGCCAUCUGCCAGCCCCUGCUUUAUGUGACCAUCAUCUCCAGCCACAUCUGCUGGCAGCUGAUAGCAUCAUCCUACCUAUUCGCCUUCCUCAGUGCCAUCAUCUACACAUGGUGCGUGUUUGGAGGUUCCUUCUGUGGUCCCAACCGCAUUGACCACUUCUUCUGUGAUGAAGUUCCUGUGCUGAAGCUCGUGUGCUCUGACACUCACAGCAGUGAGAUGGUCAUCUUUGCUUUCAUCACCAUCAACGUGGUGGGCACUAGCAUGAUCAUUUUGCUCUCCUACAUCUCUAUCCUCUGCACCGUGCUGAGGGAGUGCUCAGCACAGAGCAGGGCCAGAGCCUUCCACACCUGCGCCUCCCAUUUGGUGGCUGUUGCCUCCUUCUUUGGUACAAAGUUCUUCAUGUACCUACAACCUCCAUCUAGCCACAGGAGCCGCGAUAAGGCCGCCUCCAUCAUCUAUACCAUCAUCACCCCCAUGCUUAACCCAUUCAUCUACAGCCUGAGGAACAAGGAGGUGAAGGGGGCUCUGGUGAAGUGCAGGAGCAGGCUCUUCAACCACUGGCAACCUAAGAAAGUUCUAUCAUCUAGCACAGGCACAGUUCAUGUCAACUGAGAAAGCCUAUGGUACACUAAAACA